This is a messenger RNA of Daktulosphaira vitifoliae (grape phylloxera), 2905 nucleotides long. Its product is annotated as lactoperoxidase-like. Gene Ontology annotation, molecular function: heme binding; peroxidase activity. The transcript is spliced from 14 exons. The record is from RefSeq and is a predicted model, not a curated record. Lineage: Eukaryota; Metazoa; Arthropoda; Insecta; Hemiptera; Phylloxeridae. The coding region runs from base 73 to 2613 and encodes 846 amino acids. Gene Ontology annotation, biological process: response to oxidative stress.
CUUUUUCACUCUCUCAACCUUAUCUUUCAUCAUCUCUAAUGGUUAAAAUGUUGAACAAGUAUACACACUUGUAUGUAUGUAAAUGGAAUUGAAAGGCUUCUUAGCCAUAAUGAUCAUAUUUCUUUCGGCAGCCAACUAAACUCGCACAGUUUUAAUAAUUCAACAAAAAACAUCAAAGUAAACUUGUCAUCAGAAAAGGCUACAAGAAUACUAAUGGCAACAGAAAGUACACCAUUAACAAGCGAUGACUUCUCCUCGAUUUCCGCUUUACCAUAUGAAUCGUUUUCAAAAUAUGAUACUGAGCGAUCAACUGUUAAAGCUAAAUAUUAUAUCUGCGCAGUGAUUUCGACUCUAGUGAUAAUGAUUGUGAUACUGGGAAUAACAUUCUACCCACCCAAGGAAACAGUACAGUCUGAUGAAUCCACGAAUGUCUUAUUGCGACUCAAAUGGCCAUUGAUGGAAAACUCAGCAUUAGACACAGUAGAUGAGGUGGCAGCAACAUCAAUUAUUCAGAAGACUGUUAUAAAUGCGACUGGGGACUACUUAAAGUCCGCGGUAGAAGAAGGAUAUAAAAGUUUGAAAGCCAAAGAGGAUUUAGAAAAAAACUUUCCAACAAUUGAUGAAGGGACUCCAUCAUACCGUCACCAGCAAGUGAUGAAGUCCGGGCCAGAAUCGAUACGAAUCGCGCGGCAUGGUUACAUCGAAAAUAUAGCUACUGAAAAAUUAAGGGCAGCGUUAAAUAUUUCAAAAGAAAACAACGUUAUAAUUUCUUCACCAAAUAUCACAAUAUUUACCAAACCUGAGUGCAAUAAUAGGACGCCCAUUGAUUGUCAGGUACAAUCUCGUUACAGAACAGUUGAUGGAACAUGUAAUAAUAUUUUAGAACCGCGAAGGGGUUCUUCUUUAACACCAUAUCGUAGAGUUAUUCCUGCAGAUUAUUCAGAUGGAGUCUGGAAGCCAAGGAAGUCAACAGAUUGUCUCGAUUUGCCAUCAGCAAAUAUUAUUGCUAAUGAAAUUCAUCGACCAUCCUUCGCAGAAGAUAAGAACUUUACAGUAAUGUUAGCGGUUUGGGGACAAUUUAUGGAUCAUGAUAUAACAGCUACAGCGCUGAGUAGAGGCCAUAAUGGGAAUUCAAUAUCUUGUUGUGGAUCAAACAACAUUACGCAUCCUGAAUGUUUUCCAGUAGUUUUACCAUCAGCAAAAAAUAAUUGUGGACAAUGUAUGGAAUUCGUGAGAUCUGCCCCAGCGUCAACAUGCAGUUUUGGCCCCAGGGAACAACUCAAUCAGGCUAGUUCAUUUUUGGACGGAUCUUCGGUGUAUGGUAAUUCACAAGACUUACAAAAUGAUCUCAGAUCGUGGAAAGAUGGGAAAAUGAAAGUUUUCAUUACAGAAAAUGGAGCUCAGUUAUUACCACCUAACAAAGACCCAAGUGACGGAUGUAACGAUAAAAAUGAAAUGGAAAAAGGAAGAUAUUGUUUCUUGUCAGGUGACGCCAGAGCUAAUGAAAACAUGCAUUUGACUACUUUACAUUUAAUUAUGGUUCGCCAACAUAACUUAAUAGCAAGUAAACUAAUACUAAUGAACAAACAUUGGUCGGAUGAACAAAUUUUUCAAGAAACUAGACACAUUGUUACAGCUCAAAUACAGCAUAUAACCUAUAAUGAAUUUUUACCAAUUAUUUUAGGUGAUGACCUUAUGAAACAUUUAAAACUUUAUUCUCAAAAAGGUGAAUAUUGGACUGGAUAUAAUUCUUUGACAGAUCCUAGUAUCAGUAACAAUUUUGCAACAGCUGCUUUUCGUUUUGCACAUAGUCUUAUACCGAGUAUUACAAAAUUCUUGAAAGAUGACGAUAGUAAUCCGGAAUAUGUGGAAAUGAGAAAAAUGUUAUUCAACCCGUAUAAGCUGUAUACGUGCGGUGGGGUUGACAGUGUCAUUAGAGGAGCAAUGAACACUAGUGCUGGAAGAGCUGAUGCAUAUUUUACACCCGAAAUAACAAGACACCUAUUCGAAAAAACUGGUUCAAAUAGUCAGAAAGGUCAGUGUGGUUUAGACUUAGUAUCAUUAAACAUUCAAAGAGGACGGGACCACGGUUUACCAGCUUACCCUCAUUGGAGAAAAUUCUGCGGGUUUCCAAUGCCUCAAAGCUUCGACGAUUUAAAUAAUGUUAUUGAAUUUACGACGUUACAGAGAAUGAAAAUGAUAUACAAGUCAGUGAACGACAUAGAUGCAUACACGGGAUUGGUUUCAGAGAAACCUAUACGUGGAGGUUUAUUAGGACCAACAAUCACUUGUCUGCUGGCUGAUCAAUUUCUUAGAAUUAAAGAGGGUGACCGAUACUGGUACGAAACCGAUGAGAAACCGCAAGCUUUUGACGAAGAUCAACUGUUAGAAAUUCGAAAGACCACAUUUGCUUCAAUAAUUUGCGACAAUUCCGACGAAAUUACAACCAUUCAGCCGUACGUGAUGCACAAUUCCCUGAAAAUUGGCAAUGAAAGGAUAAGCUGUGCCAGUUUAAUAAAAAUGUCUCUUGAUCCGUGGAAAAGUAAAGAAAACAACACAACUACUGCAAACACUGAUGAAAAAUCACAGCAAACGUCAACUAAACAUGUAUAAUCAUAUUAGAAUCAAAAAUUAAUUAUACCCACAACCCGAAAAAGCAAUAAUAAAUUAAGGGUAUUGUAUUAUUAUAUUUUGAAUGUUUUUAACAAUUCUAAGACCAUUAUGAUACCAUCAUACUAUAAAUUCAUUUUCAAUAAUAAUUUAAUAAUAAUUCUUACUUAAUCAUCUGUGUAAAAGCACCAAUCUAAAUAUUUUUAUUUGAAAAAUAUUUGACACUUUUAGAUAAAACUAAAUGUGUUAUUUUUUUCUCUUUUUUUUUACAAUAAAGAGAGGACUUUAGUGAAUG